Messenger RNA from Cyphellophora europaea CBS 101466, 1065 nucleotides. RefSeq lists its product as uncharacterized. Gene Ontology annotation, cellular component: nucleus. The transcript has 3 exons. Bases 1 to 1065 code for a protein of 354 amino acids. Gene Ontology annotation, molecular function: protein-arginine N-methyltransferase activity. Gene Ontology annotation, biological process: peptidyl-arginine methylation. The record is from RefSeq and is a predicted model, not a curated record. NCBI's taxonomy places the organism in Eukaryota, Fungi, Ascomycota, Eurotiomycetes, Chaetothyriales, Cyphellophoraceae.
AUGAACGGUUCGAAGCCCACUGUGGCCGAGUUGGCCAAUAUGACCACGGAAGAGCGAAUGGCAGGCCUCGAGCACUCUGAGGUUAGGUACUUCACGAGUUACGACCAUCAUGGCAUCCACGAGGAGAUGUUGAAAGAUGAGGUGCGGACAAGGUCAUACAGGGACGCCAUCUACCAGAACAAGCACAUUUUCAAGGACAAGAUCGUUCUCGAUGUUGGCUGCGGUACUGGCAUUCUGAGCAUGUUCGCUGCCAAAGCUGGCGCGAAGCACGUCAUUGGUGUCGACAUGUCGAGCAUCAUCAACAAGGCGAAGGAGAUCGUCGAGCGAAACGGUCUGACGAGCAAGAUCACCCUUCUGCAGGGCAAAAUGGAAGAGGUGGAAAUGCCGCAGCACAUUAUGCCAGACGGAAAAGUCGACAUCAUCAUCUCGGAGUGGAUGGGAUACUUCCUGCUGUACGAGUCCAUGCUCGACACCGUCCUGUACGCUCGGGAUCGCUACCUGCGCAAAGAUGGCAAGAUUUUCCCGGAUCGCGCAACCAUCUACAUGGCUGCGAUCGAGGAUGGAGAGUACAAAGACGAUAAGAUCGGCUUCUGGGACAACGUGUACGGCUUCGAUUAUUCCCCGAUGAAGGAAAGUGCGCUCAGCGAGCCUCUCGUCGACACGGUCGAGAUGAAGGCACUUGUCACCGAUCCUUGCCCUGUCUUCGUUAUCGACCUAAAUACCGUCACCACCAAGGAUCUUGCCUUCUCAGAAGGCUUCCAACUGCGUGUUCAGCGCAACGACUUCAUUCAUGCUUUGAUUGCAUGGUUCGAUAUUGACUUCACCGCAUGCCAUAAACCGAUCAGGUUCUCUACCGGCCCGCACACGAAGUAUACUCACUGGAAACAAACAGUCUUCUACCUCCGCGAGGUAUUGACCGUCGAGGAGGGCGAGACCGUGCGCGGAUUCCUUUCCAAUAAGCCCAACGACAAGAACAAGCGUGACUUGGAUAUCAAGAUUGAUUAUGAGCUCGAUACCGAAGACGCCACGAGAUAUGGCGGCGGCUCGUGCGAGUACAAGAUGUAA